UAUCGGCCGAGUUUCCAAGUUUCGUAUGAUAAUAAAAUUUAAGAAAAAAGAAAAGGUGGGACCCAUAUAAACAGUUUAAUUCGGCCGCCAGCUUUGUCGUCUCUCUCGUCUCCGUCCAUCUCCGUCGUUCCUACCUCCCUUCCUCUGCCUUUGUCUCUCUCUCUCUCUCUCUUCACUUUCUCUCUCCACCACCACCUCCUUCUUAUCAUUCCCACACCUCACUCACCCUCUCUUCCUCUCUCCCUCUAAUCUUAUCUCUGUUUCUCUCUCCUCUGUUUCUCUCUGCUUCUUCUUUCUUCGUUUCACACACAGAACUGAACUUAACCCGCAAAUCAAUCGAAAGUGAGAGAUACCCACCUCUGUUUUCUCGGUUUUCUCUCCACCCCAUCACUUGUUCUGUCUUUAUAUCAUGAGGCGGCACAAAAAAUCUUUGCUUUGUGUUUGUGUGUGAGGGAGGAUCACUGUUGACUGUUCCUUUUGCAAGUGUUUUUUUUUUCUUCUCUGGAUUUGGUUUUUGAAAUCUCUGGUGUGUAGAGCUUGAACAAACAUGACUGGAACAGACAUGACUGGUGGUAAUGAAGUCAACCUCAUUGAAUCUAAGAAUGUUGUGCCACUCAAUACAUGGGUGCUUAUCUCCAAUUUCAAGCUGGCUUACAAUCUUUUGAGACGUGCUGAUGGAACAUUCAAUCGAGAGUUGGCAGAGUUCCUUGACCGCAAGGUCCCCUGCAACACCAUUCCUGUUGAUGGAGUGUUCUCUUUCGACCAUGUCGAUCGAAACACUGGCCUCUUUAGCAGGGUGUAUCAACAAGCUCAUGAGAAUGUGUCUCGGUGGGGGAUUAUAGAUUUUGAAAAGUCCCUCAGCACCAAGCGUAUUGUCCCGGUCAUUAUUUUCUUCCAUGGUGGAAGCUUCUCACAUUCCUCUGCCAACAGUGCUAUCUACGACACUUUCUGCCGCCGCCUAGUGAGCAAUUGUGAGGCUGUUGUGGUUUCUGUGAAUUACCGGCGAUCGCCCGAGCACCGGUAUCCAUGUGCGUAUGAUGACGGCUGGUCUGCGCUUAUGUGGGUUAAAUCAAGGGCAUGGCUUCAGAGUGGAAAGGAUUCUAAGGUUUAUGUGUACUUGGCAGGGGAUAGUUCCGGCGGUAAUAUUGCUCACCAUGUCGCUGUUAGGGCUGCAGAGGAAGAUGUUGAGGUGCUAGGUAAUAUUCUUCUUCAUCCGCUGUUUGGCGGGGAGAAGCGAACGGAAUCAGAGAAGAAACUUGAUGGGAAGUACUUUGUGAGGUUGCAAGACCGCGACUGGUAUUGGCGAGCUUUUCUUCCCGAAGGCGAGGAUAGAGACCAUCCUGCUUGUAACCCGUUCGGCCCCAGGGGUAGAAGCAUUGCAGGACUCAAGUUCCCCAAAAGCCUUGUUUGUGUGGCGGGUUUAGAUCUCCUCCAAGAUUGGCAAUUGGAAUAUGUGGAAGGUCUCAAGAAUUCAGGCCAUGAUGUUAACCUUCUUUACCUUAAGGAGGCGACUAUCGGAUUCUACUUCUUGCCGAACAAUGAUCAUUUCUAUUGCCUCAUGAAGGAGAUGAAGAACUUCGUGAGUUCUAACUGUUAAUAUACCACCACAACUUAACCAUGCCUGCAGGAGGGCCAUACAUAACUAAAAGUCUGACAUUUCCACCAGGUUUCUCUUUUUUUCAUUUUCUCUUUUUUGUAUCCUUGAUGGUGUGUAGUUAUAAAAUUAUGUAGCAUUACUUACUAUCAUAACAACUAUGGUGGUAAAUCUGAGCUUUCUGUAACCGCGGGGGACUACUGCUUCCUGCUCUGUGUUCUCGGCCGAUAUCUUUUGAAGGGUAGCACCAGUGUGAAGUACUAGAGUUCAGUUUCAUAGAAGCUUACCCCAUUUUGCUUGUUCUACCUCAAUAGCAAGAGGGAAGAUACAAGAUAGGGUUUGGCUGGAUCACUUUGAUCAAGUGAAAAAGCCUUUAUGUUGUAUAACUUGUUAUUAAAUGGGGACCGGGGAAGACCCCCUUGCUAUUAUGGACUUUUGUAUGUUAUAUAGUAAAUAUAAAUGUCUUGUUUACCUUUCAGUUAAA
Molecule: messenger RNA, 2078 nt
Organism: Lotus japonicus
Lineage: Eukaryota; Viridiplantae; Streptophyta; Magnoliopsida; Fabales; Fabaceae
Product: gibberellin receptor GID1B-like
Exons: 2
Coding region: 548-1597 (349 amino acids)
Biological process (GO): positive regulation of gibberellic acid mediated signaling pathway; floral organ morphogenesis; raffinose family oligosaccharide biosynthetic process
Cellular component (GO): cytoplasm; nucleus
Molecular function (GO): hydrolase activity; gibberellin binding
Source: RefSeq, a predicted model, not a curated record